AGCACGCUUGCGCCUCGUUUGACCAAAGGCGUAGUAAAGAUGCCAGGCCGUCACCUAAACCUACCUUAUUUUAUCAAAGGUGAAGUUGUAAAAGGGUUUGGCAGAGGUUCAAAGGAUUUGGGAUGUCCUACAGCAAAUUUUCCUGAAGAUGUCAUUCAUAAACUACCCGAGGAUUUAAAUACAGGGGUUUAUUUUGGGUUCGCUCAAGUAGACAAAGGCGAAGUCCACAAAAUGGUGAUGAGUGUGGGAUGGAACCCCUUCUACAAUAACACAAAAAAAUCAAUGGAAACUCAUAUCUUACACAAAUUUGAAUCGGACUUCUAUGGAAAAGAACUGAGGGUAGUUAUUCUACAAUAUUUACGACCAGAAAAGAAUUUUUCAUCAUUAGAGGAGCUCGUUAAAGCCAUCGACGACGAUAUCAAAGAAGCUAAAUUAGCUUUAGAUAAACAAGACUUCGCAUUGUACAAAACUAACGAGUUUUUCUCAUAAUAUAUAAAUAUAUUUUUUAAUUAUAUUAUUUUUAAAUAAUUAAAAUACAGUAUUAACAAAUUUUAAUUACGGAUUCUAUUACGCAAUGUUGUAAAUAUUUGAAUAAAUAUUUAAUACUUUUAGACCUUGGAGAAAUUAAUCCUAAUUCAAAAUGUAUAAAGUUCUUUUUCUAGUGAAUAUAAAAGUAAUUGUUAUUAUUUAAUUAAACCAGAUUCAGAUUAUAUCAUAUCUGUGUACCAGAUAAACGCUUGUUUAUUGUUAUACCUUUUGAAUAUAAUACCAGAAUUAGGGAAGCUAAUUUUUAAGCCCAUCGUAAUCAGGAUGCCAUAAUUUCUGCUAUAAUCUAUAAUAUAAAAUGGCACAGUAACAAAUAUGCCAAUCUGUUUUUAAGCAAUUAGGAUUUUUCGAAGUUUUUUUCCAUACUCAUGGCACCUAUAGUUUGUUCCUUCUAAAUUUUUUCUAUGCAAAUGCGCAACCAGACAUACACCAAAUGGUAAUUAUAUUAUAGGCAUGUUAAAAUAUGAGGUUAUAUUUUAAAUUCCAUUUAAUUUAUUAAUAAAUUGAGUAUUUAUGGCCUUACGCAGGAUAGUAACUAAUUUAAACAAACAAAUUUUUCAGG
Sitophilus oryzae (rice weevil) is the source of this 1108-nucleotide messenger RNA. RefSeq names its product riboflavin kinase. The coding region runs from base 40 to 489 and encodes 149 amino acids. Lineage: Eukaryota; Metazoa; Arthropoda; Insecta; Coleoptera; Curculionidae. Gene Ontology annotation, cellular component: mitochondrion. The transcript has a single exon. Gene Ontology annotation, molecular function: riboflavin kinase activity. Gene Ontology annotation, biological process: riboflavin biosynthetic process; FMN biosynthetic process. The record is from RefSeq and is a predicted model, not a curated record.